Molecule: messenger RNA, 1572 nt
Organism: Bufo bufo (common toad)
Lineage: Eukaryota; Metazoa; Chordata; Amphibia; Anura; Bufonidae
Product: zinc finger protein 84-like
Exons: 2
Coding region: 151-1572 (473 amino acids)
Biological process (GO): negative regulation of transcription by RNA polymerase II
Molecular function (GO): DNA-binding transcription repressor activity, RNA polymerase II-specific
Source: RefSeq, a predicted model, not a curated record
CCUCCUAAUUAUGAGGAACUUUCUCCUGACCAAUCACAGAUUGUUACCGCAAGUACAAGUCAGAAAAGUAUUAAAAGGUUUCAUUGUGGUAAAGAAUCCACAAACAGCUCAGGACUUUCUACACACCGAAGACAUCACAAAGGAGAGAAAAUGUAUUCAUGUUCAGAAUGUGGGAAAUGUUUCACAUAUAAAUCAAUUCUUGUUAAACAUCAGAGAAGUCACACAGGAGAGAAACCAUAUUCAUGUUUAGAAUGUGGGAAAUGUUUUGUACAAAAAUCACAUCUUAUUGCACAUGAGAGAUGUCACACAGGCGAAAAGCCGUAUAAAUGUUCAGAAUGUGGGAAAUGUUUUACACAUAAAUUCACUCUUGUUACACAUGAGAGAAGUCACACUGGGGAAAAGCCAUAUUCAUGUUCAGAAUGUGGGAAAUGUUUUACUCUGAAAUCAUGUCUUGUUACACAUAAGAGAUGUCACACAGGAGAGAAACCAUAUUCAUGUUCAGAGUGUGGGAAAUGUUUUGUACAAAAAUCACAUCUUAUUGCACAUGAGAGAUUUCACACAGGCGAAAAGCCGUAUAAAUGUUCAGAAUGUGGGAAAUGUUUUACACUGAAAUCACGUCUUGUUAUACAUGAGAGAAGUCACACUGGGGAAAAUCCAUAUUCAUGUUCAGAAUGUGGGAAAUGUUUUACACUGAAAUCAUGUUUUGUUACACAUAAGAGAUGUCACACAGGAGAGAAACCAUAUUCAUGUUCAGAAUGUGGGAAAUAUUUUGCGCAAAAAUCGGAUCUUGUUAGACAUGAGAGAACUCACACAGGAGAGAAGCCGUAUUCAUGUUCACAAUGUGGGAAAUGUUUUGUGCAAAAAUCAAAUCUUGUUACACAUGAGAGAUGUCACACAGGAGAGAAGCUGUAUUCAUGUUUAGAAUGUGGGAAUCGUUUUACAAAGAAAACAAAUCUUGUUAGACAUGAGAGAAGUCACACAGGAGAGAAGCCGUAUUCAUGUUCACAAUGUGGGAAAUGUUUUGUGCAAAAAUCAAAUCUUGUUAGACAUGAGAGAAUUCACACAGGAGAGAAGCCAUAUUCGUGUUCAGAAUGUGGGAAACAUUUUUCCGAUAAAUCAAAUCUUGUUAAACAUGAGAGAUAUCACACAGGAGAGAAACCAUAUUCAUGUUCAGAAUGUGGAAAAUGUUUUACAGAUAAAUCACAUCUUGUUAUACAUGAAAGAAUUCACACAGGAGAGAAACCAUAUUCAUGUUCAGAAUGUGGGAAAUGUUUUACACAUAAAUGCACUCUUGUUACACAUAAGAGAUGUCACACUGGGGAAAAGCCGUAUUCAUGUUCAGAAUGUGGGAAACAUUUUACACAGAAAUCCAAUCUUGUUAAACAUAAGAGGAAUCACACAGGAGUGAAGCCAUAUUUGUGUUCCGAAUGUGGGAAAUAUUUUACACAGAAAUCACAUCUUGUCAUACACCAGAGAAUUCACACUGGGGAAAAGCCGUAUUCAUGUUCCGAAUGUGAGAAAUGUUUUUCUGAUAAAUCAAGUCUUCUACAACAUAAGAGGAAUCACACAUGA